AUGGACGUCCAACUUAGUGUGGCUGAGGAGAAUAACCUCCUCGCCGAUUCACCCCACCCGCCACCACUGGAGGCACUCCCGCCCGCAGAGCCGUUGCCGCCAGCAGAGUCGUCGUCAAUGGAGCCUGAGGCGGACAUUCAUCCAGUGGAACCAACUCCAUCCUCAGCCGAACCAUCCCAACCCGGAGCAGGAAAAUGCCCAUCACUGCCUCCGGAGAAUGCUUGCGUUUGGCCGGGGUGUACUAUCAGGAGGGUUGUCAAUAUGAGGGUGCAUGUUAUGGGCAAGCAUGCCCCAUCGUGUUUGAAACCUUUAGGUCGGAGCACCCGUCGCCAAGCUCGGCGACAUCUCCGAAUUCUGGAGCAGCUAGCUGUCGCAUGCAUGGGUGAGGGAACCACUCUGCAAGCUCUAAUGAUUCGAGUCAACCGGGAGAGGGCACAAACACGUGGGACGCCACAUUCUUCGCAGGGUUCGAUGCCGAAAGUUUAUGACGCGCAUUUUCAUAUGGACCGUCUUCGCCAGGGGCUGGGAGUGUCAUUCAUGGCUAACCUCGGUGACCUGGAGCGGGCGGAGCCACCCCGAGGUGACGUUCGUCCCGUGUCUGUGGCGGGAGGCAUUGCAGUUUACUGCGACCCUCAAACCUACCCCACGACACGGGAAAUAAAUUUUAUCACGAGGGACCUGCACCUCAACGUUGCUGUUGGAGUUCACCCAAAGCAGAGCCUAACAUCCGACCAGUUCGAUCGGCUCCAUUCACUCUCACGGAUGAGUGAGGUAAAAGUGUUGGGGGAAAUCGGCCUUGACCAUUCCAGGCCUCCCUCUGAUUGGUACCGCCAGGAGGGACUCUUCAGACGUGUGUUGAACCGGUGUUAUUCCCAUCACCAACAUCGUGUGGUAUGUCUACAUCUGAGGGGUAUGGCUGGGGACCCCACGGCGGAAGAAUGCUACUCGCGAGCACUGGACAUCUUAAGGCUGUCCCGUAUUCCGCGAGAGCAGAGAUUACUUCUUCAUAACUACACCUCUACCGUUUCCAUCGCUGACGCUUAUCGUCGUCACUUCCCGGCUACAUAUUUUAGCUUUUCCCUGGCAGCGAGUGGUUUCAACAGCCAGCAACGACAAGCAUGUAGGCAUAUUGAAGCCAUGGACGACCGACGGUUGCUGAUUGAGUCGGAUGGGCCACAUUUCGCACCGGCAGGACAGCGAGUUGGUGCACCCCAUCUUUUGUGGGCGACAGCAGCAGUAGUGGGGGAGGUGCUCGGCCGGGAUCCCAGGCGGGUUUUAGACCUGACUUGGAAGAACGGUCGAGACCUCUUCUAAGAGCCCGAUGUGCGUCUCACAAAGAAGAUUUUAUGUUUGUUUUUAUAUUUUGUUCUGGAAAUUAAUUUACUUUAUAUUUUUCAGACCCGGAUGAUUCAGCAUAGUGAACAUCCGAGAGAACUGCUUUUUGCAUUAUUCCCCGUUGAAGACAUCAGUGUACGUUCACCGGGUUUCCUGUACAAUCUGUGACUCAGCGAGCCCAUACGUUUUACGACUGGUUAUCAACGGGAUGAUGUCAACUCUUUUCAAAUAAGGGAGGAGUGUA
This is a messenger RNA of Anneissia japonica, 1579 nucleotides long. RefSeq lists its product as uncharacterized. The record is from RefSeq and is a predicted model, not a curated record. Gene Ontology annotation, molecular function: hydrolase activity, acting on ester bonds. The coding region runs from base 1 to 1314 and encodes 437 amino acids. The transcript has a single exon. NCBI's taxonomy places the organism in Eukaryota, Metazoa, Echinodermata, Crinoidea, Comatulida, Comatulidae.